AUGAGCGCCACAAGGGUGAUUGUUUUAAUCACCAUUUUCGUCCAUCAGCUGAUCCUGAAGGCUUGCAUUUUUGGCCGUAAUGCCAAUCGCAAAGGCGUUCUGCCUGGGAGCUACUUUUACUUUCUGCCUGACCUCCUUAUCCUCCGUCUCCGAAAUACCGCAUUUCUUCACCGUUUAUUUACCUGUCUCCAUAAACCCCUUGCAAUUUUUCAUUCCAACAAAUUAUCUACCGACUAUUCGAACAUAGGUAAAUGUUUCUCUCGUUUUUUGUUUCGUGCGCUCUUUUGUUUUAUUACCUGUGCCUUGAUGCAUAGAGCUGGGUGGCUUAUUUCCACUUCCAGUCAUCCCCUAUUAUAGUAACCUGACUUAAAUUUACUACAAUUCAGCUAAUUCCCACACGUCGUUUUCAAAGACGGAUGCCCGAAUCUUCCUCCAUUAACACCGUUGGUUAUAGCCUUUACAAGUGUUUCGGCUCCAUUCUUCGUCCCUUAACUACAAUUCGUCCACCAAACACGAUUACAAGUACCAUUAUCGUUGAUGACUUGCCUGUGAGUUCGACUAUAGUCGUUGUGACUUACUCAUUCUCAAUCUAAAUCCUCUUCUGCGCACACAAUGCUUCUAAGGCAAGCCCAGGCCCGAUAGACUGCAAACAUGCCACUGGUAUCUCUGUGAUCUGGCGUGCUUCAUCUCACGGGGAGGAGCAGCAGACACUCGACAGUCAUUGACAGCAGAUCCGGAGAAUUUCGGACACUCCUUUCUUUAACCCUGGCCGUACCAAAAAUUGAAGCAGCCAAGUUAACACAUCACGAACAUGCCACUCAUCACAUUCCCGAUUUUCUCGUGUCCGUGAAAAUGUCUGCGGUUUGAGCGGCGUUGGUUAGCAUAUGUUUACUAUAUUAGCCUUUACAAAGCCCGUCAUCCAACAAAGGUAUCGCAGAAUUGAAGGCCUCAACGAAGAACCUAUUUCCCCACGCUUGCUCGGUUGUUUCAUGGAACAAGUAUGCCAAAGUAUCCACGAGACUUCCAAACUUCCUCAUCGAUGCCAUGCAUUCAGUUAGAAAAUCAGGAGCUGAUUAUGGGGUAGUCAAUUCAACUUACCACAAGACUAUCGUUGGACACUGAGUCAGCUGACGUAAACAGCCGAUUGCGACCAGCAAAACUCAGCACCUUUUAAACACUGUCGCACCCAGAAACAAACUUCAAGGGACCAGUUGCGAACUUCUUUAGAGUCGCUUGAUCUAGCCAGGUUUCCCCAAUCAUCAGCAUUGAUUAGUGGAUUACGGUAAAGGAGAUUUCCAAUCACUUUUUGCAACUACAAAUAGGCAUCUUUAUCGCGCUGGUCGGCAGGUGAUUUUUGAACUUAGGCAGAAACAGCAGAUGGUUGCAAAUUACUCUCCCAGUCGUACUCGAGCUAUUCGAUAAUUAGCUUGUUUUCAUGCCAAUAUUCCUUCGUUUGCCUGUACCAGGAAGCGAUUCGGACACAGUGCUAAACCCUCAUUCGGGAGUUCACUCACAGCCUCUUUGAUUUUUCGCGCUUGGGAUCUCCACUUUAGACCAGUCGCAGGCACGCACGUUGUGUUGUGCAAGAGUACGCAUGGUCAAACUUAUUCUUUAUCCACCAGGAAUCGAUCUUUUAGCGUCGUUACGUUGAUGACACGUUUGUUGUCUCCAGGAAGAACAUGCUGCAGAGUUCGCAAUCUGCUUAACUCAGUCUUCCUAGAUAUACAGUUCAUAGGGGAAGAAACGACGGAGCGGCAUCUCAUCAGAUGAAGUCCCAACAGCAAAAAAGGAAUUAAUUUACACGAAAGCAACGAACGCCACAUAGUCUCCCAUUUUCCGCUGCAACAGAAUCACCCGGCUGAGAGGAAUUGCAAAUAGCCUGACAAAUAAGUUUGUGUCGUUUUCCAGUGUCUAUUUUACUGGGUUAACUGAUGGAUUCGCCAUGGACACAUCCGACCCGAGAUGUCUGAAGAGACGGUUUCAGGUUUCUAACAGUGAUUGAGCUGUGCGAAUCUAAGGCUUUUGUCAACCGCCUCCUAGACCGUUUUCUUCAUUGAUGACCAUUUGCUACUGCCUACUCAUUUGACUCGAGAUCUAAUAGAGACAAAGUUUGUGUCCGGGGUCUCGGUCGUUUUGGUUGUUGUAGUUGCUUGAAACUAAGACAUCUUGCACAAAACACUUUGGUCCCCGGGUGCGCGGUGAACUUCGAGGCCUCUGCGAGUGGAAACAUGGUUCUGACCCAUAGAGCCUAUCAGCUUCGUCACCACAUGUCAAUCUGCCUCGAAACCUGGAAUUGUGUAGGUCAUAGUCAGUCUAGACGGCCUUCACUGUAUCAUUUAAAUGCCAUAUUGGCCUUUAACAACUAUUCAUAAAUCAGGUGUUGGUGGCAACCAGUUGACUUUAGUAAUCGUAAUCGUUUCAUUAGUGUCACAUAAGCAGCCAAACGUGAAACAACCAACAAGGUGGCCGCUUGUAGAGUCUCUUGACGCUUGUCAAAAGUAUUCAGCAGAUAACACCGAAGAAGCCUCUUGCUCAGUUCAUUCAACUGCAAGUAGAAGGCAUCAUUGUUACCCUAGUCCUGCAGGUGAUUUUGUGACUUACGCAGAAACAACAAAGUUAUUACAAAAAUACCCCUUCAGUCAUACGUAGGCUAUCCGAUCGUUGGCUGGUUCUCCGGCAUGUACUACAUGGCUCGCCAGUGAAGGGAGUGCAAUCGUCACAUCGUAUUUCCCCGAGAACUUACACGGCCUGAUCUAAUAGGGUGAAGUAGGAUUUGCCUACCCGCAUCUUGACUUCCUGAUAUCCUGGUUUGGAAUUCAAGCUUAUGGCAGGCAAUAGACACUUAUUUCGUGCUGAUGAAAUCUGCACGAUGUCCGACUUUUGAUGUUAGGGUCAGCGGACUUGCGUUUUAUUAUCCAGUUCUAACAGUCAGCUCUCGAUUAAACAAUCCUGUUCACAUACUGUUCGCCUGCGUUACUGAGCGCGUUGAUUGUCGCGGACGCUGUAUUAUGAAUCGUGAUGCUAAAAUCUACCCGCGCGGCUAAAUGUCAAAGUUUACCUUCCUAAAGCUUCCACGUGGUAAUCUACCAGCCGGCGAUUGUCGCUAGAAAACCUGUUUUAUGUUGGCUCGUGACUGUCCUGUUAUGCAGAUCUUUGGACUAUUCGGCAAUUUAUCCGGCUUGUCAAAAGUCAGCCUUCUGCGCCCCGAUAGUACCGUCGGCUCUGAUUUGUUGCCACUUAUUUGUUAGACUGUAGCACCUGGUUAUUUCGCAGUUGGGAUCUUGGGAAAAAAGAUCCGAUACACUCGGGUAUCUCUGUUUCCAGGAACAGGGGACUGCACUCUUUGCUGUUCACUCUUCCGCCAUCAUUUUGGUCUUCGCGGAAUCUCGUUUUACGCCGAAUUUGCAGGAUGCCAUUUGGCGAUGCGCCCGUUUUAUCGAAGCAAUUUACGUGUUAGACGACGACGACGUCGGGAUUCCUGCCAUGAUGGGGACCCCCGUAAUGGUAGAGUUCUGUGCGCAGAAGUAUUUCCGUCGCCUUAUUGGAUAGGAUUUAUGAGAUGUCUCCGUCAUGGGAAAUGUCAUUGCCGGCAGCGAUGUACUUGCUUUUCUCGCGUAUGUUGAUAGCCUUUAACAGUUAAGUUCUCAAGUAGGCGGUCAGAAUACGUUAUCUCACAUUUACCAUAGGCCCUCCCUCGAAUAUCCAUGUCAGCUCACGAUGUGGACUAUGGAGGCUACUAAACCUGUACUGGCGGCAACAAAUGCAAUCCCAAUUAGGGUACUUAAGCAGCCGGAGAAACAAACGAUUUUAAGGAUGCCCUCGUGCUGUUUUCUCCCUAGUUAAUCCCGCUUCCCAACCCAGAACAUGUACGUCUUCCUGA
Molecule: messenger RNA, 3880 nt
Organism: Spirometra erinaceieuropaei
Lineage: Eukaryota; Metazoa; Platyhelminthes; Cestoda; Diphyllobothriidea; Diphyllobothriidae
Source: the annotation of a GenBank genome assembly